AUGCAAUAUAAGUGUGUUAACUGUAAUGGUGAUCAUAUAGCAUUGAACAGAAUAUGUCCUGUUUAUUUGAGAGAAAAGAGACUAAGAGAAUUGAUGGCAGAGUUUAAUUGUUCUUAUAAAAGAGCAUGCAGCUUAUAUAUGCGCCCGGAUUCAAUAGCAGAGCCAAACCAAACCAUGAAAAAUUCGGUGGAAAAUCAAGAUAUCACUACCUCAAAUAGUUAUAUGAAUCUGCCAUGUGAUGAAAAUACGAAUCAUAAAUAUACUCCACUAUUACCGGAAUUCUCACAAUUGUUUACUCCAAAGCGGCCUAAGUCAUCGUCGAGUAAUAACAACAAUAAACGCGAUACGAGUAGCAAUAUAAAUCAAUUAGAGCAGGAUAGAUGCAACCAACCGGACCACAUUCCACAGCGAUCAUCUGAUGACACCGACGCGCAUAGUAAUAAUAUAAACAACGAUCGUAAGGUUCAGUUUAGCGAGCUCAUAUUACGCUUAAUAGAUAUAUUGUUUAUUAAAAACUUUACUUUAGGUGAAAAAGUUCAUAACUGUGUUAAAUGUGUAUUUGAAUAUUUAAUACUUGUCGUAGUUGGUAAUAUUUCUGAUAGGCCAUAUGUUAAUUGCAUUUUAGAGUUUAUAAGUAAGUUUAUUAAUGGAUAA
Messenger RNA from Melitaea cinxia (Glanville fritillary), 654 nucleotides. RefSeq lists its product as uncharacterized. Lineage: Eukaryota; Metazoa; Arthropoda; Insecta; Lepidoptera; Nymphalidae. The coding region runs from base 1 to 654 and encodes 217 amino acids. The transcript has a single exon. The record is from RefSeq and is a predicted model, not a curated record.